Cryptosporidium muris RN66 is the source of this 690-nucleotide messenger RNA. RefSeq lists its product as uncharacterized. NCBI's taxonomy places the organism in Eukaryota, Apicomplexa, Conoidasida, Eucoccidiorida, Cryptosporidiidae. The transcript has a single exon. The coding region runs from base 1 to 690 and encodes 229 amino acids. The record is from RefSeq and is a predicted model, not a curated record. Gene Ontology annotation, biological process: spliceosomal snRNP assembly.
AUGUUAAAUGAACAAGGAUUACAAGAAGAAUCCUCACUUUAUGAUCCAGAAUAUGAAGAUGAAGAUGUUAUGAAAUAUUUAAUUAAUGUAAGAAAUGAAGCAAAACUUAUCUCAAGUAAUAGGAAUAGUAAAAUUACUGAAUCAAAUAUUAAUGAUAAUAUUAGUGAUAAUGCUAGUUUAAAUUACUUUAGAGAAUUUGAAGAUAUCAUGAAUUAUACAAUUAGCGAACAACUUUUAGAUAUCAGAAAUUCUAAUAAUUAUUUACAAUGGAAAUAUAAUACAAUCAAACAAUUCGAAUAUAUAAAGUCUUAUAUCCAAGAAUUAUAUACUAUAAAUUCCCGAGAUGAUAUCAUUGAUGAAGAAGAAUGGCGUUCCAUCUAUAAUCAAAAUAAGAAAUCGAAAUUAUCACUUGGAAAGUGGAAUUCACAUAAUUGGUGUAACUUACUAGAAAUAAUACUACAAGAUAUUGAGAAUAUAGAUCACUUUAUAGUAAAUUGGAAUAUCUUAUCUUGGAUAUUUACAUGCUUAGCAGCUAUACAUGAAGUUGAUUCUUAUCAUUCACAAGUAACAUUUAAUAUGCAAAAAAUUAAGAGAUACUUGGAAAGUAUCACCUAUAGAUUACCUGUUGAUGAAAUACUUGCUGUAGAAGCUAUCCUUAUUAUUAUAAAAAAUUUUUAUAAUCAAAGGUAA